AAAAGAAACUAUACAAUGGAAUAAUCAUAUCAUCUGUGCUCUGUACAAAGUGUAUAGAAUCUAUAAGACUUGUAAGAAGAAACUAUACAAUGGAAUAAUCAUAUCAUCUGUGCUCUGUACAAAGUGUAUAGAAUCUAUAAGACUUUUCCCAUUAGGAAAUAACAACUAAAAAUGAGUAACCUUGAUGUCUCAGGUGUCUCUGGAAUUGAAACUGAAACAGCCUUUCAUAAAUCUGGCUCUAGCACUGACUUAAACCCAAUGAGUAAUGAGAUUUUCCCAAGCAUGUCACAGUUUUCAGCGGCUAGUGAUGAAUUCAAGACCAUCGGAGCUACAAACUAUUUCCGGGGCUAUGAUUGGUCAAUGGCUGAGUUACUUCAAAAGCUUCCCAGCAGACAAUUAGAAAACGUUGCUGACUUGGCAGCAAGAACAUUGCUUCGAAAGAAAAGUUUGAAACCUCAUCGUAUGACUCUGAGAUUGAGCAGAGAAGACAGCCUAGAGGAUGACAUUAUGGGCUCCCUUGAUCAAGAUCUGCAGUCUGCUACUGACCUGAGUGGGUACCUGGACAGUGCUGUCAGAACAUUUCCUACCACACUAAGCAAAAAGAGAAACAUCAAACACAGUAUAUUGGUGAAAGUGAAGAAACCUGAAAGAGGAUUGCCUUUAUUAAAAUACAGACUUAACAAAGUCUCAAAGUAUUUUACAUUAAAAUGGAGACAGUUCAAAAGGUUACUAGAUUUGUGGCGCUCACAUCUACUGAUAAUUGAAGGGAGCUUUGGAACUAGUGUUGUCUCUUAUUUUAUUUUCCUAAAGUGGGUGCUCCUUAUCAAUGUCCCAGUUUUUUUGUUCACAUUUACCUUGCUAGUAAUUCCUGCUCUUCUCUAUAGCUGGUAUGGUUCUCAGAAAUUGGAGGAUGAUGUGUCUUUCUCUUUUUUGGAUCUCUUUACUGGAUGUGGUUAUCUGGAAAACUCCAUCAUGUAUUAUGGAUUCUACACAAACCAAACAAUGGAAUUAGUACCAGGCCAUUCCUAUGAGAUGAAAUAUGUCUACCUGUUUACUUGUGCUGGUUAUUAUAUAUUGUGUCUUAUUAUUUUAGGAUACAGCUAUCUCAGGUCUUAUAGAAUCUACUACAUUGAGGCUGGUGGACCAACUAUCAACUGUUACUUCAAUAUGUUUGUCAGCGGCUGGGACUAUGGCAUUACAAGCAAUGAGGCUAGCCUGCUGAAACACAAGAGCCUGUACAAUGAAUUUAAGGAAAACUUGUACAGUCAUCAUAAAAAGAAGUCAUUCAGAGACAAAGAUGAACUCACAAAGCUCUGGUUGAUACGAACCUUGACGUGGCUACUUGUGAUUGUGAUGUUAACAUUGAGUGGAUAUAUCACUUACUUUGUCUCCACUGAACUGUCCAUUACAAAUAAGCUGGCUGAAGAAUCAAAAAGUUAUUCAACUUUGAAAACUCUGGCAAUGCCCAUUGUUUUGUCUUCAAUUCAACAAUUAUUCCCCUUGGUUUUUUCUUUUCUUGAAUCAUAUGAGGAGUACAGCUCGCCUAAAAAGCAACUUUAUGUACACAUGUUUAGGGCAAUGGCUUUUAAAGGAACAAUGCUUGCAGUGCUUGUUUAUUUUUGGUUUGCAGUAGCAAGUUCAAAUAUAGAGCAAGAUAUGUCACCAACUUUUGCAGGGAAGUGUUGGGAAACUUUUGUAGGAGAAGAAAUCUACAGACUGGUUAUUGUUGAUUUGAUCUUCGUAUUGGGUUAUUCUUUCUUCAUGGAAUUUAUGAGAAAAAUUUGUUCACAACGUUGGGAACGGAUAAAAAAGGCAGAGUUUGCUAUAGCUCAGCACACACUGGAAUUAAUUUACUCUCAGUCUUUGUGUUGGCUUGGUUUAUUUUUUGCACCUUUACUGCCCCUUGUAGUAAUUAUGAAACUUGUUCUCAUUUUUUAUGUUAAACGGUUUAGUUUGAUGAACAACUGCACACCUUCAGUGAAAUCUUGUCGAGAUUCAAGGGCACAUACUAUCUUUGUUGGCUAUUUAUUUAUUUUUUUCCUUCUUUGCUGCUUAGCUGUUGGAUACAGUAUAGUUCUCAUCAAACCUAGUAAUGUUUGUGGCCCCUAUCAAAAUUAUUCUGCAAUUUAUGAAGUUAUCAACACAGAUAUAAUUAGCAGAUGGAGGAAUGAUAGCCCAGCUUUCGAUGAGAUAUCCCAAGUGGUAAAUUCCCCUGGAUUUGUUGCAGGAGUCUUAAUAUUUAUGUUUAUGGUAUUAUAUUACACUAGAACUAUAAGUAUUAGUCACAGAGCUAUGGUGGAACAAUUACAGUUGCAGCUCAUUUCUGAAGGGAAAGAUAAAAAGUUUUUAAUGAAUUUACUAAAUCAAGUAAAAAUUAGGGGACAUAAACAAGGCAUUCUUCAUCCAGGUCCAGUACUGCAAAAGGCUUUGGCUGACUACUCUGGACCAGCAACUGCCAGUGAUGCCCAUGCAGUUUAAUCAACAUUUGGAGGUAAGGUGUUUAUCCGCAUGGUUGCUGACAGCAUAUUGGGCUCACCAUUACCCACUGGUAGGAGUUCACCAUGACAGCAGUAUUAAAAUGUUUACAUGACUGAUAUAUAAUAAUUAGUUGUAGGUGACUGAUUAAAAGUUGUCCUCAGUGACUGAUAUGUAAAUGUUCUCAUUAGGAAUUAUUUUUAUUAGUAUGUAUUGACCUAAAUCAAAAUUAUUGAAACUGAAAUUAAUUUUUGUUUUUAAUUUGGCUAUUAUAUUUAUUGUCAUAUGAAAAAGUUCAAGACAUGUAACAUGACUUUUUCAAAUGGUUUUGUUUAUCUACAUAUAAAACCAGUCUGAUGCUUAUUAUUUCUGAAAUGAUCCAUUUUUCUCCCACUAGUUACAUUCCAUGUUCAGCAUUCUCUUAUUUUUGACACAUUACUUUCAAUGUUAAGUUUGGGCUUGGUCAGUUAAUACUUCCUCUUCCUUGAAUGUUGUACGUGUCACCUUUGACCUUGGCCUUCAUGAAUGGCAGUGUUCUUAUCUUCUUAGAACUUGUCAAGAUCAUUGUAUAUGUAUAUAUUGUUAGGUUUAAGAGUUUAAAGAUACUCAUUGAUUAUUCAGUUGUGCCCCCCCCCAGUUUACAGCCAGCUUUUCUGGACACUUAAGUCCACCAGUUCACUAUUUGAGUUCAACAUGAAUGAAGUAAUCUAUAUUUAUAAUUCUCAUCAUGGCUCAAGUCACACUAGAGUUACCCCACGAAAAAAAAAAGAGGGGGAGGGGAGAACAAGUAGUAUUCAGCCAUCAAUAAAUAGCGGGCUGGGCUUAACCAUUGUGACCAAGAAGUCAUGGAAAGAUCACUCUUUUAAUUAUUUCUACCCCAUGUAACUUAAGCGUCAAAAAAAAAGAAAAACAGGGGGAGGGGGGAGAGAGGAUUACUCUAUAUUCACCCAUUACUUAAUAGCACGGCUCCACCAUCUAUGCGAAACAGAUUUCAUGGGGCCAAAUUUGGGUAGGGAUACGAAUAAUACGUGAAAAUUAAGAGUUUGUAUUAGAAAAUAAAUUUGUCUUUGCAUUUUAUUCAUUUUUUUACUAUGUACAGAAUUACUUUACGAGUCUUGCUUGUAGCGAAAUCAUACAUUAUAUCAUCAAAAUUCUAUUUCCUACAUAGAUCAUGCUUAAUAGCAUGAAUUACAAUAUUGAAUGACAAUGAAAAUGUUUGUCUAUAUAUUUCUGGAGAUUUGUAUGAGUUUUCAAUAGAUUUUAAUAAUUUUCAGAGAUUUCCAGGACUUUUAAAAAAAUAUAUUCUGCAAUUUCAGGAGAUUUCCAGGAGCUCCUGGUAAAUCAGGAGGCCACGGGAAAUCUGUUAAAAGUUAUAAAAUGGUUUAAUUUAAUAAUUUACACCUAGAAUUAGCACAGUCGCAUAUGUUUUAGUGGCCUAAGGCCGGCCAUGCAAAAUAGCAGGGUAUGCUACGCCGUGGGUCGACCAGUAAUGUAAUAAAUUAAGUGUAACUGAAAACAAUUCACAGAAAUCAUAAAAGAACUUUAAACAGUAGUUCUAAGCUUCUCUCCCUUUCUCUGUUCUUCUACACACUUCCGGUGUCCAAUUACUAAUUGCACACAUUUUCCAUAAGCAAAAAUCAUGUAAUCAUUUUGAUAAGUCUGCACAGUACAAUAAAAGGGGAAGUUAUACAUUAAUUCAAAAAUGUUAAUCAGGGGGAUAUAACAGGUUUAUAUAUAGAGAGAGAAUUACAUAUGUAGAGAGAAAGACAGAGAGUUACAAUCAGUUAGCCUUGUUGUUUUAUUUUGGUUAAAAUAAUGAUUGUUUUCAGACAUUUUUGAAAGAGAAUCAUAUCAGCUACAUUUUUUUUACUAUCUUCAAUGUUUCUCUGACUAGACCAGUGAUGCCCAACCAAAUUUGACCUAUGGGCCAUUUUUUUUCCAACACUCAUAUUGCGGGCCACAUGACCGAAAAGGUACAAAAACUAGACUAAAUUGACCUGAAACUAUUUUUAUUAGUAACCUGUGGAUCUAGUACUUACCUUAGUUAAUGGGAUAUUUGAAUCUUAACUUUUUUACGCAUCAAAAAAUGACCUCAUUUCUCUUCUUCAAAUGUGAGCAACAUUGUAGCUAGCUUUACCACCAACUUUUUUUCUUGUCUCUGGUAAAUAUUCUAAUAAAUCCUCCUAUCUUCAGGCAUAGUUUAACGAUCUUUUAUUCCCAACUCAAAUAAAUAAGUCGUCUCAUUUGUUUUAUAACGCAGUUUAUAUGUUGUUGUUUUUUUAAAACAGCCAGACUUUCUUUAUAAAACAAUAUAUUUUGGUCUAUUAUCGUGUUCCUCUAAAAGUAAAGAUUUGUUCACUUUUCUUGGUAGAUCCUAAAUUCAGAGUCCCAUUUCAUAAAUGCACAAAUGUUAAAUGUCAUGGAAUCCUUCAGAGAAAAGUUGGGGCCCUAACAAGGGUGAAGAUACAUUUUUCAAGUUGUUUUUUUCAACCUUUUGUGCUAACGUUUCGGCAGGCCAGAUGGAACCAUGUCUGGCCCACGGGCCGUACUUUGGGCAUCACUGGACUAGACUAUAGAAGUCCACACAAAACAAUUUUUUUUUAAUGAGUCCAAAGCACUGCUGAAUGAUUCAUUGUUCAGCGAUCUUACACAUGUGUUACACUUGAUAGAUUGUACAGUGUUUAAGUGUUGUUUUUAUAGUAAAAUAUUUUUUGUUAAUGGGUAUCACAGUAAUUUACAGCAUUCACCUUGUAAUCAUAAACUUUGUAAUGAUUUUCACUUAACUUUUUCUUUAGACUAGUCAGCACAAUGUAAUUCAUUAAUAUGUUUAACUAAUUGUUCAAGUGGAUCCUUGCAUCUAGUUGGCAAUCCCUUUUUCUAUUUACUGACCUCAAAUAGUUCUACAAGUAUUUAAUUUUAUACAGAAGUCACUUGAAACUCUGAUUUGUAUUUUUCUGUGCGCAUAGGAUGUAAAUCUUGUAAUCAGAGAUCAGCCCAGGAAUACAAUUAAGAUGGUGGUAUUCUAGUCUGAUAUUACAAUGACUGAUAAACACAAAAUGUGUUUAGCAGUUAUCUGGGUACUGACUGAACAUAAAGCAAUCUCUGAACUAGUCAAUAUGUUUUUUAACAGCAUUUAUCAAUGCUAGUCUACUUAUCUACUUGAUAUUACUAUUGUUAAUUUACAGUUUGGCUACUCUAUUGGUAGUUUAUUUAUAUAGAUAUAUAUGGAUAUAUACCCACUGAAAUAUAUUUAUUUACUUACUAAAGCUCCAGUUGUAUGCCUUUUGUAUAUGGUAUAUUUUCACAUAUACAUUUGUUUUACUGUUUUCAUUUUUUUCUAAGUUUAUUAUAUUUUUGACUGCAGCAAACUGUUUUUUUUUUACAUGCAAUGCUAAAAAAAAUGUUUUUUUCUGUUUAUGUUUACAAAUGAAAUGAUCCAAGAAAAUGCACUUGUUAUUUUCAAACCUCAAUUUGUAACACAUCCUCUUUUAAAAAUCAAAAAACAACAAAAUGAGUAAAACUGAAUUGGAGAAAUGUUGAAAUGUAUUCUCAUCUUCCACAAUUAAAAUUGUAUCCUACCAAAAAAGAUUCUACUUUUAAAUUUAUUUAUUCAUACUUGUUUUAAAAACUUUUCAGCUGGGUGAGUUUAAUUUGCUUACCAAACAUUUACAUUUAUGGAAAUGUUAUAUUAAGUGAAAUUUCAUCAAACUUGUAUAGAAAGAAAAAGUUGAUUACCUGUUCAUUCACAAUCUUCAACUCAAUAUUAAUUGGACUCAGGAUUGUACCAGUUGUAAAAUUGAUGACAAAAAAAAUAAUAUUUUUUACAGUAGAGAGUAUGCAAAAUUAAUUUUUUUUUAAAUAUUUUUUUGAUGUAUAAAACAAAGAUUAUUAUGUCCUAGUUCAGACCUGCAAGGAAUGGUGCUGAUAAGUUUUGAACUUGGGACCAUUGUGAUGACUGUCAGGAGUGUUUCAUGUGACAACAAAGUGAUCAAAUUUUUAAACCAUUCUACUUUGUAAUUAAUGUAAAAUGUUAUGUGAUUUUAUUUUUGUUAGAAAUAAAUAUUUAUUAUGAAGUUGGUAAAUAAAAAGUCAACACAAUCUUGAAAGUCAAGAAAUGGAAAUAUACAUGGAUAACAAAAAGUUUAA
Biomphalaria glabrata is the source of this 6621-nucleotide messenger RNA. RefSeq names its product transmembrane channel-like protein 5. The coding region runs from base 172 to 2478 and encodes 768 amino acids. Lineage: Eukaryota; Metazoa; Mollusca; Gastropoda; Planorbidae. Gene Ontology annotation, cellular component: plasma membrane. Gene Ontology annotation, molecular function: mechanosensitive monoatomic ion channel activity. The transcript is spliced from 22 exons. The record is from RefSeq and is a predicted model, not a curated record.